Molecule: messenger RNA, 1019 nt
Organism: Gossypium arboreum
Lineage: Eukaryota; Viridiplantae; Streptophyta; Magnoliopsida; Malvales; Malvaceae
Exons: 1
Coding region: 41-598 (185 amino acids)
Source: RefSeq, a predicted model, not a curated record
CCUGAAUUUAGAAAAAAGAAAAUAACACAAAGGGUGGAACAUGCUACGAAACUCUCUUGCAAACCCAACCCCCCACUUUGCCUUUUAUUAUAUAACAGUUCCUUUUAGAGCCCAAGGUCGCAACAAAGACCAAGACCCUAAAACCAGAAGCCAAAAUCUAAUGGCAAACUUGAGAACAUCGUCAAAGGAUGGCCGAAGAUUGAAGCCGAAUGAAGGAUGUGAAAGACACCCAAAGCACAAGCAAUCACCAGGGGUUUGUUCACUUUGUUUAGCUCAGAAACUUUCUCACUUAUCAUCAACUCAUUCCACCACUCUUGCCUCUUCUUCUUCUUCUUCUUCUAUAUCUUCUUCUUGUUCUUCAUCUUCUUCCUGUUCUUCCUCUCCCUUUCUUCCUUAUCGUUUCAUUGCAGAUUCCAAAGGCACUUCUUUUUCUUUUUUAUUGUUUAAUGGCAAGAAUUUAUUCACUAAGAGCAGAUCAGUUGCUUGGCCUUCGAGAAUGAUAAGCAAAGAAGGCGAUGACCAUAAGAAGGAAAAAGGCGGGUUCUUGUCCAAGCUGCUUCACCCUAAAAAUACAAAGACAAAAGAACGAUGCUCAUAAAUGGCAGUGUUUGUUUGAUAUAUAUAUUUACUUGUUUCAGCUUUUUUUAAUUGAUUUAAGCAAUUAUUCCAUCCCGCAAAAGCCUAUCAUUAUUGAUCAUCCAAGAACAUUGUACAAAACCUUAUCUGCUUCUGUUUUACUGUCUUAGAAUAAUUUUGUUUGGUCCGCCAAAAUAAGACCUGUCCAUUAAUGUUAUAGAACUAAGUCAAAUGCUUUAGUUUUACUGUGAGAAUAAUUUUGUUUGAUCCGCUCAAGUAAAACCUUUACAUUAAUGUUUUAGAACUAAGCUCAAAUACUUGGAGAGAAAUUUAUUGCCACUCUUUCGAGUUUCGACCACCUAUUAAAAAAUAUAAUGUAUUUUACUUAGUACGUGUACCCUAAGAAAUUUUUGUGGUAUUAUAUAAUAUCAUUAUUAUAUUUA